Messenger RNA from Lolium perenne, 2462 nucleotides. Its product is annotated as ABC transporter E family member 2. Lineage: Eukaryota; Viridiplantae; Streptophyta; Magnoliopsida; Poales; Poaceae. The record is from RefSeq and is a predicted model, not a curated record. Gene Ontology annotation, molecular function: ATP binding; ATP hydrolysis activity.
UCUCCCAAACUUGAACCCCACGGUAGCGGACACCGCCGUUUCCUAUAAAAUUCCGCCGCCACCACGCCGAAUCCUCAUUCUCCUGCGAACGGGCGGAUUCAUUCCCGACGGAUCCAGUACAGGGUGCGGAGUGCGGCUUGCCGGCGACGACAAUGUCGGGGCGGUCGAGCCGGAUCGCGGUGGUGGCGGAGGACCGAUGCCGGCCCAGCAAGUGCGGCCAGCAGUGCCGCAAGCGCUGCCCCGUCAACGCCACCGGGCGCCACUGCAUAGAAGUUACUCCAUCAUCUAAAGUCUCUCUAAUUUCAGAGGAUCUAUGCAUUGGGUGCGCCAUUUGUGUAAAGGUAUGCCCGUUUAAUGCUAUCCAAAUUAUUAACUUGCCAAGUAGUCUUGAAAAGGAGACGACACAUCGCUAUGGACCAAAUUCCUUCAAGCUUCACAGGCUUCCUGUUCCAAGACCUGGGCAAGUUUUGGGCUUAGUAGGGACAAAUGGUAUUGGGAAAUCAACUGCACUUCAAAUAUUGGCUGGGAUUUUUAAACCCAACUUGGGUAAAUUCACAGUCACCCCAAGUGCGGAUGAAAUUUUGAGGUAUUUCCGUGGAUCCCAACUUCAGAAAUACUUCACUCGUCUAAUGGAAGACAAAAUGAAGGCAACUAUUAAACCUCAGUAUAUUGAUAAUAUUCGAAAAUCUGUUAAAGGGAAGGUUGGGGACUAUCUUAGUAAGGAAGACCAGAGACAAGUGAAGGAUACAUUAUGUGAUGUUCUUGAAUUGAAUCAAAUUCUGGACAGAGAUGUCUCAGAUCUAUCCGGCGGUGAGCUUCAGAGAUUUGCAAUUGCUGCUCGUGCUAUGAAGGAAGCAGAUGUUUAUAUAUUUGAUGAGCCAUCCUGCUAUCUUGAUGUCAAACAAAGGCUGAAAGCUGCACAAGUUAUUCGUUCCUUGCUACAACCCAAAAACUAUAUAAUUGUUGUGGAGCAUGAUCUUAGCAUUCUUGACUACUUAUCAGACUACAUAUGUUGUCUUUAUGGAACUCCAGGAGCAUAUGGUGUUGUUACUUUACCCUCUUCAGUCAGAGACGGAAUUAACCAUUUCCUAAAUGGCUUUAUCCCAACAGAAAAUUUACGUUUCCGUGAGGAGAAACUUACAUUUAGAGUCACCGAGUCUACGGAGCUGAUCAUAGAGGGACAGACUUACCAAUACUAUAAGUAUCCUCCCAUGGUGAAAACAGUUCGUGGUUUCAAGCUCUCAGUAACGGAAGGCAGCUUUAAUGAUUCCCAGAUAAUUGUCAUGCUUGGUGAGAAUGGUACCGGGAAGACAACAUUUAUUCGUAUGCUGGCAGGGGAAGUGAAACCAGACAAAGUUAGUGAUGAGCAAGUUGGUAUGCCUGCAUAUACUGUCUCAUACAAGCGUCAGGAAUUGGUCUCUAAAUAUAGCUCUACAGUGAGGGACCUUCUAGAGGAGAAAAUACCUGGAUCAUUCACACAAGCUCAGUUCAAAUCCGAUGUCAUGAAACCACUGAAAAUUGAGGAACUCAUGGACAGGCAGGUUGAAAAUCUUUCUGGUGGAGAGCUGCAAAGGGUCAAACUCUGUGUUUGUCUCGGAAAGCCUGCUGAUAUUUACCUCAUAGAUGAACCAAGUGCUCACCUUGAUUCAGAACAACGCCUUCUUGCAGCAAAGGUGAUAAAAAGGUUUAUCCUUCACCAAAAGAAAACGGCUUUCAUCGUCGAGCAUGAUUUCAUUAUGGCAGCCUACCUUGCUGACAAGGUACUCGUAUUUGAGGGAAAACCUUCAGUUGAUUGUACUGCAAAUGCACCGGAAUCCCUGGCUUCUGGAAUGAACCGUUUUCUGUCACAUCUUGAUGUCACGUUUAGGACGGAUCCGACAACCUACAGGCCACGGAUUAACAAGCUGGGUUCGAUGAAGGACACUGAGCAGAAAGCUGCGGGAUGCUAUUACUACCUUGAGUAUUAAUAAUGCUUUCGCGAAGGGCACCUCUACUCUGCAGAAUGCUGCCUGUCUACCGACGCAUACAUACGCCUCUGCCAGUGCUCACGGCAUCCGUCGGACUGCUUUGGCACCUGCCGGACAUGGCUGGCUCGGCAAUACAGGGAAAAGAACAUUAUGAGAUUGCAACUGAAAAGCAGGGAGUACUAUGGCUUGGAAGGUUAUAUCGAUGAAAUUUGGGACCAAUCGGUUGAGAUUUCUCCAUGGAUGAUAUUGGUUUAAACAAGAGAUUGCAUCAGGAUCUAUCGCUUGGUGGACCUUAAUAAACGAGAUGGUACAGCCUGAAGCUGUACCAGAGUCUCGUGGAACUUCGUACCAAAUUGAAUCAACUAUCUGGACAGUUUAGUAGCAUGCAUGUGUGUCUUGUGAUUUUAAAAAACUCUAUCGUUCGUUGUGAUUUCUGGGGUUGUGCUUGCUUGACCUUCAGUCAUCGAGUGAUUGUCAUACAGGUUUUGUUUCUCU